CUCCCCGCGGGCUUCCAUCCUGGGUCUCCUGCCACCAGGCCCGAGCGCAGCGGGAGCGGCGGUGGCCACACGUCCAUGGAGGUACACGUCCUGAGGAGGAAGAUCAGCCGCACGUGCGACGAGGGGGCCCGCGCCCUCCUUGGCAGCCUCCUGACCUACGUCACAGACCGCGCAGGCGGGCCCCCGGGGGCAGCGGACCCAGGGCCCGCGGGGGCCUGCUUGCCUCCGUCUCAGGAGGCCGGCCAGAGGCCCACCCGCUUCCAGCUCCUGCAGGCCAAGUUCAUGGGCACGGGCCGGGAGCGCCACCUCAAGAGGACCAGGGAGGUGGGCAGGCUCAUCUCCAGGGACAAGCAGGGYCCCAGCAGGAGCCUGGUGAGUGCCACCAUCAACAAACUGCUGGAGAAGACCCAGGCGGGGGCCAGCUGCCCGGGCCAGAGGCUCCCGGCUGGGGAGAAGCCCCGCUGGGGCCCCCCUGGUGGGAAGGGCACAGUGAAGAGCAUCCUGAGGAAGUUCCUGGCUGCGGAGGAGAAGGAGGCAGGAGCGGAGCCCCCUGGCCGGCAGCCUGGGGMCGCCCGGGGCCUCCUGCCAAGGACGGGGGGCAGGAGCACCAUCCUGCGCCAGCUGCGAGAGAGGUUUGAGCAGAGCGGCUGCCUCCGCUCGGAGGCCAGCCUGCUGCCCCUGCACAGGGGGGGGCGGAGGGGCCUGCAGAAGAAGACGCACAGGCCGGAGCUGCGGGUGCUCCACACCACCACCAUGGCCAUCAGCUGCACCAGGACACCCCCUGCCCGCCUCCUGGCCUGCACGGCCGAGCCCCUGCCAGCCCUCAGCAUAGCCACGGUGGUCUGCAGCCCCCGGAGCUGGCUGUCUCACUGCGCAAGGAUCAGUCACUUGGAGUCCAGGCGUUGGCCCAGGAGAGACCUCAGCAUGUCCUCGGACCCAGAGGACACAGACCCCAGCAGGGACAAAAUGCCAGGAAUAGGGAUCUUGAGCCAGGAGCCCAGAGGACAACCAAAGCCCUCAAAGUCCUCCAUGACCCAGGUGGCCACUCCCAGGGACAGCCCCCUGGCUCUGAACCCCACGAAGGGCAUCCCCCAGCAGGACUCUGCCUGGGCCUCCCGGAAGGCCCUGCCUGACCACGUGCCCCUGUCACCCCCAUUCAGACCAGCCAGCCCCAGGGGGGCUGGGCCAGCUGAAGGGGACAAGACAGUGGGGCUGACAGCAGAGGGGCCGGCGGGCCACCCCUGGGGGCUAAAAGAGGAGGGCACAGGGGAGGUCCCUGAUGUCACCAUGACCGUGUGCAGUUCUGAGGACGAAGCAGAAAGCUCGCUCCCAGCCUCAGACAGAGAGCCCCUCUUCGCCACCCAGAGSCACCUCCCAGAGCAGGGGCCAGCAGCUCCGAUCCCCCCGCUGGCCGCUCCCAGAGUCCAGGCUGCACGGCGAGCACAGCCUGCCCUGGACUCUCCACCCCUCACCGUGCGGCUUCCCGUUGUCCACGAAAUGCCAGCCCCUCCAGGGCCCCUGCAAAGCACGUGGCCGGGCGGGGACAGGCGGCCCCCGGCUUCAGGAGGGCACGCUGCCCGGGCCAAGGCAGGGGCAGUGCUUCCCCCUGCCACUGAGGACAGGGAGGCUGGCCUGGCCGCAGGGGGGCUGAGCCCCUCCUGCAGGACCUCCAAGCAAGGAUCCCCAGAAUCCCCGAGGGUCACUGCCCCCGUGGGUCCUGGGGACCAACAGCCGCUCCUGACGGUCCUGACAGCCAACUCUCCACAAGGUACCCCUGCUGGGAAGGGGAGCACACAGAGCCCUGUGAGCGCCAGUGAGGGCAGGAACCCCAGAACUGCUCCUGAGCUCAGCUGCCAGCGGCCUCCCCCACCUGACCACCCUGACCACGGCACCCCACCAGUUUCUUCCACGGGCGCAUGGAAAAGCCCUCCAGCACACAGCACCUGCUCCACCUCUGGCAGCCAGCAGGGACCGGGUUCCAGGGAGGGAGGCGCCGGGGCAGCCCCUGCCCAGGAUUUCAGAGGACCUGAGAGUCCCACCACGAGGGACAGGAGAGUCCUGUGUGGGCAGGAAGACAGCAAAGGUCCCGAGGCAGAGGCAGCCCCGCCCCCGGGGAUGGCCCAGGAAGAUACCCGCUAUGAUGGGGGCAGGAAGAGCCUAGCCCUGCUAGACGAGCCACCCAAGCCCAGUGGCAGAGCCUGCAGGGCCACAGCACCUGGAGGGAAGGUCCCAAGUUCUACAGGGGACAGGAAGGCACCACCAGGGGACGCCAGGGACCCCGAGGACAGGAGGGCACCUAAGUGGAGCUCCAGGGACCCCGAGGAC
Molecule: messenger RNA, 2325 nt
Organism: Urocitellus parryii (Arctic ground squirrel)
Lineage: Eukaryota; Metazoa; Chordata; Mammalia; Rodentia; Sciuridae
Source: RefSeq, a predicted model, not a curated record